Molecule: messenger RNA, 5927 nt
Organism: Coregonus sp. 'balchen'
Lineage: Eukaryota; Metazoa; Chordata; Actinopteri; Salmoniformes; Salmonidae
Source: the annotation of a GenBank genome assembly
UCUCUCUACCACUAUACCUUCACUUCGUUGCUACUCUCUGGGCACCUCUGGGAUUCUAGGGCUAAUUUCUGGAGACAUGGCAGGCCUACUAUGUGGGACCAAGAGGAAGAAACAAGGUAGUUCUGUUUGACAUGGUGGGAUUGGCUGGGAGGGCUGCUUAUGGCGGGCUUUGAGGAACUCUGAUUUAUGAAUGUGGAAGCAUGCCCUGUACAUUUUGUGAGUGCUGCUGGUAUGUUGCUGUUUAGGGACCCGUUCAUGUUUGUGUUUUGAUAUGAGAAAUGUAUGCUGGAUAUUUUUUCUUCAGUUUACAAGUAACUGGGGAGUAAUUCAGAUUUUGCUUCGGUUGUGAUCUAUUGACACAUUACAUCUCUAUGCCAGUAUUAUUUGGCUAUAUUAUAGUUUGUGAGGGCUUUGGUCAAAUCCUUAACAGUAAUUUUCGCUCAUUCAAUUCUAUCACAGAUGUACUGGACAGAGUCACAGAGGGAGGAAGUAGCACAAUUAUGAUGAAAUGCAGGACUGUAAUUAUGAAGGAAAUGCUGAUCUGGUGUGUGAUGCAGGCAGGCAUACUGUAGCCCGCUGGCUUGUGGUUGAGCUCUACAGCAGGGCAAAUCAGAUAGGACAUCUUUAGAAACUACAGAGGACUACUCCUCUCUCCAACAUCAACAACAUCCCUUUUCUGCAUACCUUAAAUGUGCUGUCUGCUGCUUUCUGCCACAGAGGAAGAUGAAAGGAAUGUAGCCAUUAGGGUUAGAGGCAUAAAUGUAGACACUAGCCAAAUCCCAGAGGUAACGUCAGCCUGUGUUGUCAGUGAAGGUGAAUCGAAGCUCAGCUCAGCAACAGAGUGGUUUGGCUUCAUCUUGUGGUUUGUUUACAGCCUAAUCUCGGAACCCAGGAUCAAGUAUUACAUGUGCUUAACAGUCACAAGAGACUAUUUACAUCCUCAGUGAUCAAUUAAGUAAUGUUGAUGUAUCCCAUUCAGUGCUUGUUAUCAUCAAUUCACUAAUAGAUUCAUUAGAUUUCUGGAUUAGUAUUAGUAUAGAACUGCCCAUGGAGAAAGUGUGGUGUCACAGUCUUGGGCUCCAGGCAGUGUGUUAAGCCCCCCCUCACACCAGACAGUUGGGUAGACACACAGACACACACACACACACACACACACACACACACACACUCUCACACUCACACUCACACUCACACACAGGAGCCCACCGCUGCCACACUUAGACAGCUGUGGGGGUGUGCUGUGUGUGUGCCCUCUUACUGAGCUUUAAUAGAAUGGAAAAUAUGAAUAUCUUCACUUGCGUGUGUGUGCUAGGCUCUUAUCCAUAGCCUAGUAUUUCUUUCUAGAUAAUGUCACUUGUAGAACACACUGAUAACAGAUCUACACCUGAAACUUUAACUGUAUGUUCUUGUUUAUUCUAUUCUACAGAGCCAUUUACUUAAUGUUCUUAUUCUUAUCUUUUCUUAUUUCUUAUUGUUGUUGCAUUGUUGUGUAGGAACCUGCAAGUAAGCAUUUCAUUGGACGAUGUAUACCAUGCGUAUCCCGUACAUACGACUAAUAAAACUUGAAACUGAAACUGUGUGUAUGUGUGUGGUGGGGGUCACUCUGAGGUUAAUGCUACUGACUAAAGGUGUUUAUCUAAUGGUGUGUCCUCUCUGUUGUCCCUGUCCCCAGUGAGUGACCUUCAUGAGGAGGGGAAGAACGCCAUCAACACUCCCAUGCUGCCCUCUGGGACUGAAAUCCACCCUGAGGACACCAUGCUGGGUAACAACAACUCCUAAAACUCAAACCCUUACCCUAAAACUAACCUUCAUACAUACAACAUGUUUCUGUGUUGCUCGGUAACACCAACUCAAACUCCUAACGCUAACCUCAAUACAUACAGUACACUCCCAUAGGAGAACCCUUUUUGUUUCCAGGUAGAACCCUUUUUGGUUCCAGGUAGAACUCUUUUGGGUUCCAUGUAGAACCCUCUGGGGAAAGGAUUCUACUUGGAACCAAAAGGGUUCUACCUGGGACCAAAAGGGGUUCUACAAAGGGUUCUCCUAUGGGGACAGCCAAAUAACCAUUUUUGGUUCUAGAUAGUACCUUUUUCUCUAAGAGUGUAUGGCUCUGUAGGCCUCCGGGACAAACCACAGCCUCUUUCAUCUAUAGAAUCUUAUGUAUCCAAAACUGUUGUGCCAUUUGUUGUCAAUCCACUUCAGUCUUGUCAGUGCAUCUUUAUUGGUCACUGACUGCUGAUGCCUUUGGUGGACUGUUGAUAACACUUUUGGCCAAUUGUGACAAUUGUACUCAUUGAUGCCUGAGGGUUAUGAAGUUAUGUCUGGGGACCUUACUGAAGCUGAUUGGGGGUGACUUCUGGGAACUCUGGGAACUAAUUGUGACCGUGAGAGACCUUUGGUGGAAGAGGAAAUGAAAGAGCAAUGUGCAGAGCAAUGUGCAAGGGUGGAGUAAGGACAACACCAUGUGUCUUAGUUCCACUCAUCACCAGUCUGAUUCACUCUAUGAUCCAAGAUGAGUGUGCAAUCUGCAGGAGAAGAGGACUGUGUGUGUGUGUGGGUGUGGAGGGGGCAUGUUGUAGUCUUCGAAUGUGUAAGAAUAUGUGUGAACUUCCACCAUCUAUUAGUUGGAUCCCUCUGGCUUCACAGCUGAGUGGCUUUCUCCCAUCAUGUCUUUCUUAGAAGAGAAUGCUGAGAGGAACAUGCUGGAUCCGACCUCAAGAGAGAAUCCAAAAUUCAAAGAUCUUCAGAGGGUAGGUGUCUUAUGCAUAGCUUAGUAUUUCUUUCUGGAUUCUGCAAAUUGUAGAUCACACACUGAUAACAGAUCUAAACCUGAAACUUCAACUGUAUGUUCUUGUUUCUAGGUAUUGAUAGACUGGAUCAACAAUGAGCUGGAAGAGGACAGGAUCAUCGUCAAAGACUUGGAGGAGGAUUGCUAUGAUGGACAGGUGCUUCAGAAGUUAUUUGGUAAGGAAUAAUUAGUUUGGACUCUGUGUAAUGUCUGUGGCUGAACUUGUUUUUGAUUGUUUGUGUAUAAAAUUCUAGAGUUGAAAAGGUAACUUCGCAGUACACAGUAUUUGGAUAAAUGGUGUAGUGUACAGAUCUGCAUAACUGUGUAACUCCUCUCUCCCGGUGACAGAGAAGCUGUCUGGGCGUAAGCUGAAUGUGGCUGAGGUGACCCAGUCAGAGAUAGGACAGAAACAGAAGCUCCAGACAGUACUGGAGGCCGUCAACGAGCUGCUCAGGCCUCACGGCUGGUCCAUCGAGUGGAGCGUCGAAUGUGAGUUGUCCACUAAGGCAUGAAAAUACAGUAAUUCAAUAUCCAGUUUGCCACAUAGGACUAACGUAAAGGUUCACAGACCAUCAGACACAUAAUUUUACACAAUUGCUACUACAGAUCCGUUAUGUUAUGGCAUCCUAAGUCUUUAAAGAGAUACAUUAUCUUCUCGUUGAAUAUUACCAUAGGCACUGUAUUUCACCUGAUUUACAGUAGUACUGAACUGUAUUUCACCUGAUUUACAGUAGUACUGAACUGUAUUUUACUUGAUUUACAGUAGUACUGAACUGUAUUUCACUUGCUUUACAGUAGUACUGAACUGUAUUUCACUUGAUUUACAGUAGUACUGAACUGUAUUUUACUUGAUUUACAGUAGUACUGAACUGUAUUUCACCUGAUUUACAGUAGUUCUGAACUGUAUUUCACCUGAUUUACAGUAGUUCUGAACUGUAUUUCACCUGAUUUACAGUAGUACUGAAGUGCAUAUGGCACACUAUUCAACCAUGGUAAAGUCAUUCUAGCCAUAGUAAUUCAACGUGAUGUCACGGCUCACAACACCCUCUCUUGGUCUUCUCCACCGUCCACAGCUAUCCAUGCUAAGAACCUGGUGGCCAUAGUGUACCUGCUGGUGGCUCUGGCCAUGCACUACCUGGCCCCCAUCAGACUGCCGGAGCACGUCUCUGUACAGGUGGUGGUGGUCAAAGUAAGGAGACACAGCACACAUUUGACAUCUAUUAUCUAUUACACCUCAUGAUGAUGACGCAUUGACCUGUAUUGGUGGUUUUGUUUGUUUUAGAAAAGGGAGGGCAUACUGCAGACGUCUCAUGUGACUAAGGAGCUGACGAGCACGACAGAGUCUGUACUACUGUUAUAUCGCUUGAUAUAUAUCUUUUCAGUUUCUGUGGAAAUCCUUACAGUGUGUUGGUAUAACCUGUUUUUCUUUUUUCUAGGAUGAUGAUGGGUAGAUUUGGUGAGUAGAUGUUGGUUGAACAUUGAGAUCGGUUGUAAAAUUUGAUUAAUGUGGAGUUUUAUUAUCUCAAUUUUUUUCCUGUAUCUCAGAAAGGGAUGCAUUUGACACACUCCUGGAUCACGCACCGGACAAGCUCAAUGUUGUGAAGAAGGUAGAAUAUUUGAAGAGAGAUUUAAACUUGCAGAAGGCAUUGUGUUUGGUUCCUUCAUACUUUACACUUUGCUUUUUUAUACUUCUCUCCAUCAGUCCCUCAUCACCUUUGUGAACAAACACUUGAACAAGCUGAACCUGGAGGUCACAGAGUUGGAGUCACAGGUUAGACAUCUGAUGAUGCUGUAUUUAACUACACAACAGCUCAAUCAAUAUAACAUACUGUAACUACUGGGAAUAAGAUACAGUGAAUUUUCCUCCAUUUCGUCAUGUUGUUUUUAUAUUCUUGUGUCCAGUUUGCUGAUGGUGUGUACCUGGUGCUGCUGAUGGGACUGCUGGAGAACUACUUUGUCCCCCUCUAUAACUUCUUCCUCACACCAGAGAACUUUGAGCAGAAGGUAGGUCGGACUUUUAGAAGUGGUGUUUCUCUGAAAGUGGUGGACUUGUAGAAGUGGUGAUUCUUUGGUCGACUGUUAGCAGGUUCCUCCGGUUGAUCCUCUCCCCUGGUUCCCCUCAGGUCCACAACGUGGCGUUUGCCUUUGAACUGAUGCAGGACGGAGGCCUGAAGAAACCCAAAGCAAGGCCAGAAGGUAUAGUAGAAAGCCAGUAACACAUGGUGGGGAAUGCAGGCAGUGGAAAUUCAGUUGGAAAGAGAAGCUUGAUUUAGGUAGACUAUGCAUCGGAAAGGUUAUGACACUUGAGUAGCUGUAAUGCCUUAGAUGUCCAAUAGGUGUAGAUCUUGCCUCACUUUAGAUACUUGAACAUUGGUGUAUGUCUAAGCCAGCCUGUGACCCACACACCCAAGCUAACCCCGCCAGCUCUUAUCAUUCUGAAUAUAAAGUCUCACAGGAUUAAUUUUUCAUUUUUCUUUUUGCAUACCAAUAUCACCCAGAAUCGGUCAAGCAGCAUGAGCUUCCUUGACUUUUGUUUGUGUGUUUGUGAUCUUUCCUCCCAGAAAGCAGUUUGUUUAUUUGUUUUUAAUAACUUUUUACUUAUUUUGUGUGUCUUGUUUGGUUCUAGACGUUGUGAACCUGAACCUGAAGUCCACCUUGAGGGUGUUGUACAACCUGUUCACCAACUAUAAGAACUCAGAGUGAUGUCUGCCUGCCACACACUGUCACAAUAUAGUGUGAGGAGAAUGAAGGCACUGUGUUUGUGCUACCUUCACACUGGCUGAUGUCUGAACCCCUGAGGAACCCACUGGGACUAAACCAAAGUCCCCCCUCGUAUCAGUGGGAUGGCGUAAAGAGACUCAGAAUGUUUGUAUUUAAUCUCCCCAAUGUCAGUAUUUAAAUCCUCCUUUAUGCUAACCGUAACCCCUACCCCAGCACACUUAUGUUUCAUCUUUUAGUACUCAGUCAACACUGGAGAAUGAUUAAUGCAACUGGAAAACAUGUAUUUUAUGCAAAAAAGCCACUGCUGCUUUAUAAGAAGAUAUUUAUGAUCCACUGCUUGCAUGUGCAAGGACUUGCUGUAUAUCAUAUCUCAGAAAGCUUUGUAUAUUAUUCCCAUAUUAUUAUUAUUAUUAUUAUU